Messenger RNA from Penicillium alfredii, 228 nucleotides. RefSeq lists its product as uncharacterized. The record is from RefSeq and is a predicted model, not a curated record. The coding region runs from base 1 to 228 and encodes 75 amino acids. The transcript has a single exon. Lineage: Eukaryota; Fungi; Ascomycota; Eurotiomycetes; Eurotiales; Aspergillaceae.
AUGUGGUUCUCUCUCGUGGGCUUUGGUGGGGAUGUUUGUUUCCUGGAUGUGGACGGCACCCAGGGCAUCAUCCAGCCUCGAGAAACUGACGCUUGCCACGUCAACCUGCUCCGCCAUUCCAAGUUGGACAGUCCCUCGCUGACCUGGGGCGCUGUUUCUGCACAGCAAGUACACGCCAAAGGGACAAGGGCAGCUCAACUUUGUGGGAGGCGCGUCUCCCGCGAAUGA